GGGAGCAAGCCGGAGCGGUAGCGGCGGCGGCGGCGGCAGCGAGGCUCGGCGCCCUCUUCUCCGCAAACCAUGUUUGCCAAAGGCAAAGGCUCGGCGGUGCCCUCGGACGGGCAGGCUCGGGAAAAGUUAGCUUUAUACGUCUACGAAUAUUUACUGCACGUAGGAGCACAGAAAUCUGCACAGACCUUCUUGUCGGAGAUUCGAUGGGAAAAAAACAUCACGUUGGGAGAACCGCCUGGGUUUUUGCACUCGUGGUGGUGCGUAUUCUGGGACCUUUACUGUGCAGCUCCUGAAAGGCGAGACACUUGUGAACAUUCGAGUGAAGCAAAAGCCUUUCAUGAUUACAGUGCAGCAGCCGCCCCGAGCCCUGUGCUUGGCAACAUUCCCCCCAACGAUGGGAUGCCAGGAGGCCCCAUCCCGCCAGGUUUCUUUCAGGGUCCUCCGGGGUCACAGCCCUCGCCGCACGCACAGCCUCCACCUCACAAUCCCAGCAGCAUGAUGGGACCCCACAGUCAGCCUUUUAUGUCACCGCGCUACGCAGGCGGCCCCAGGCCCCCGAUCAGAAUGGGAAACCAGCCUCCGGGAGGAGUUCCUGGGACCCAGCCGCUGCUGCCUAAUUCCAUGGAUCCCACCCGACAACAAGGGCACCCCAACAUGGGAGGAUCAAUGCAAAGAAUGAACCCUCCCCGAGGCAUGGGGCCCAUGGGGCCCGGCCCACAGAAUUACGGCAGCGGCAUGAGACCACCGCCCAACUCCCUCGGCCCCGCCAUGCCCGGGAUUAACAUGGGCCCGGGAGCUGGCAGACCCUGGCCAAAUCCUAACAGUGCUAACUCAAUCCCAUACUCCUCCUCAUCACCUGGUACCUACGUGGGACCUCCUGGCGGUGGUGGUCCCCCAGGAACACCCAUCAUGCCUAGUCCUGCAGAUUCAACAAAUUCCAGUGACAACAUCUACACAAUGAUUAAUCCAGUGCCGCCUGGAGGCAGCCGGUCCAACUUCCCGAUGGGUCCAGGCUCGGACGGCCCGAUGGGAGGCAUGGGCGGCAUGGAGCCACACCACAUGAAUGGAUCGUUAGGGUCAGGUGACAUAGAUGGACUUCCAAAAAAUUCUCCCAACAACAUAAGUGGCAUUAGCAAUCCUCCAGGCACCCCUCGAGACGAUGGUGAGCUAGGAGGGAACUUCCUCCACUCCUUCCAGAAUGACAAUUAUUCUCCAAGCAUGACGAUGAGCGUGUGAUCCCCUCCUCUUCUCCGAGACGCUGAGAGAGCCGGCAUUGCAGGCGGGAAGAUGCCAGAAAUUAUGCAAGAAGAAGUGAGGUGUCAUUACCCAGGAGCUGGGGGAGGGGCAUCUCCCUGCUCCCCCUCAGCCCCCACUCUCCUCCUCCAGUCCCCCAACCUGUCCCAAUUUUAGUUUCAUGCAAUAAAAAGGCCUAACUUUUUAUUCCAUAAAACAUGAAGGACAAAACUCAAAAUAAAAAUAUAUUUCAA
This is a messenger RNA of Neogale vison (American mink), 1487 nucleotides long. RefSeq names its product single stranded DNA binding protein 3 (gene SSBP3). Gene Ontology annotation, biological process: positive regulation of transcription by RNA polymerase II. Gene Ontology annotation, molecular function: single-stranded DNA binding; protein binding. The transcript is spliced from 18 exons. Gene Ontology annotation, cellular component: nucleus. The record is from RefSeq and is a predicted model, not a curated record. Lineage: Eukaryota; Metazoa; Chordata; Mammalia; Carnivora; Mustelidae. Bases 70 to 1236 code for a protein of 388 amino acids.